CUUCUAAACCCCCAUCUCGACCCUUACUCCACCCGAAUUAGUGUCCCAAAAAUACAAACAAAAAUCAAACUCUUCGGAAAUUCUGAACCAGAUUUUUUUAAAUUCUAGACCUCAGCAUGUGCUAAUAUUCCUUUAACUACGUUAAAUGCAGUCUAAUGGUUUAUAGAAAAUAGAUCCUGGUGGAUUUUUGUGGAAAGUUGGGCUGAAUGUUUGCAUGACCGAAAUCCCACAAGUGCUUCAGCGAACCCAAAAAGGGUUUUAUUUUCGGUUCCUUCCGGCUAGCUUGAAACCGCUGCAACAUCAUGGGUUUAUGUUCUUCCUGCUUCGGGGGAUCGUCGGAAGAAGAACUGAUUUCACCGGAUAUUGAAACACGAAGACAACAGCAGCGUGAAGCCGCGGAACGACGGAGAAUCGAACAGGAAUCCCGCGGGAUCAAGGAUCCGGAGAAGGUGCGUCGGCAGCAGCAAAGGGCCCAGGAUCUGGAAAGGCGCGAACAAGAAGCGGCCCGCAUGGGCAACCAGCCCACCUUGAAGUGGCAGCAAGAUUGAAGGACGACUUGUUGGCUCCUUAAAAUGCGUGUGAAUCUAAACGAAGCAUUCUCUCCGUUCUGUUAUGUCUGUCUGUUAUGUUUUUAUUAGUUUGUGUUCUGUAAUAAAUGAAAAUCUUUCCAAAAUUUUGUUGGAAUUCGUAUCAAUUCUUCCAAAAAUUCGUCUCCCUUAUCCGUGGGGUUCACUGAUAAGCCACCGUUCCUCCGUCCCCCACCCUCUUUCGCUGAGUGUGUGUGUUUGUAUUCCCUCCCCCCACCCGCCACCCACAAGCGAGAUGUCAAAAGACGAGAUCUUUUUUUGUCGCCGCGGAUUCAGUUUUUUGUGCGGGCCCCGGACGAGCGCUAGACGGUGAAGAAAUCUGUGCAGAAGUGUGUUCGAGAGAAAAGUGUAUCAAUCCACCCCCGACAGAUAGCCCCAAAUUAUCCCGUGGAGCUAUUUGCUCAAGUGUUUCCGAGGCCAGUGUUGUGUGCAUUCGAACAG
Messenger RNA from Anopheles darlingi, 1028 nucleotides. RefSeq names its product small VCP/p97-interacting protein (gene Svip). Gene Ontology annotation, cellular component: endoplasmic reticulum membrane. NCBI's taxonomy places the organism in Eukaryota, Metazoa, Arthropoda, Insecta, Diptera, Culicidae. Gene Ontology annotation, biological process: negative regulation of VCP-NPL4-UFD1 AAA ATPase complex assembly; negative regulation of retrograde protein transport, ER to cytosol; positive regulation of autophagy. The transcript is spliced from 3 exons. Bases 303 to 548 code for a protein of 81 amino acids. The record is from RefSeq and is a predicted model, not a curated record.